AUUUCCGGGACUAUAAACUAUAUAAAAGGAGCCGUACGACGCUGAGGGUUAAACUGAACCACGACAGGCAAAGAUCAUCUUCCUGAACAAGAACUCCGGCGACACUAAGAAGACCAUGUUGUUUCUACAUGUAGCUCUGAUCCUAGGGGUGCUGAGUCAACAUGCUUCCCAGCUAACCCAUGGCGCCGUUUUGGGUGCGCCCGAAGUUCCCUAUACCGUUCUCGGGACAGAUGCAGCAAACAAUCUGGUCAUAGAGGGCACUACUCGUCCCCUCGGCGGCGCCGCCGCCUCAAACAGUCUGGUCAUAGAGGGCGUUGACGUAAAUACCUUGUCUACCGAAAACCUGGAAAGUUUCUUGACGGCUUUGGAUGAAAAGUUUUUCGGGGAGUUAGAUAUCGAAGUUGGAAAGCAUAUAUUGGGAAGUGUUGCUACCGGAGGUAGGGCAAAGAGAUGGGUCCCACUUGUUGCGCGUGGGGCGUUCGCUUUAGGGCGUGGUCUAUUCAGGGCACUGUCCCGCGCAAAGCCGUCAAGAAGUGCAGGGAAACUCACCCGCCAGUACGAUAGAAAAGGCAACUUCCGAAAGGCAGUCAGUGACUUCCACAGACUGAAGCCAACAAAUGUCAAAAGGUUCAAAGGAAAGGAUGGUCUGGUUGGUUUGGAGGGACGUAUGGGGAAAAACACCGUCAAAGUAAGGUCGACCAGUUCCGGGAAUCGCCCUACUCUUGAGGUGUACAAGACUGACAAGGCCGCUAGAAAAAUCCUCCGAAAAGUUAGAUACAACAGGAACAACUAAAGACAGUCUCACAUCGGGCUGUUCCCGUUAGCUAGUAACUAACAUGAUAAUAAAAAUAGUGUUUUUGCAAAGGCAAUACGUCAAAAGUAAAAGGAGGAUAAAGAUUACCGAUCCGAUAUCUCAUAAAAGUAGUGAUAUCAGCAAAAAAAAAUAAACAUUUUUUUAAUUUCAUUUUCUUCAAUGUUUAAUAGAAAUCCAUAAUCCAUACUUUCAAGCUAAGAAGUACCCAAUAUCUCGAGCGUACCCAUUCAUCUUGCUGUUUCAAAAUUGCUGUCUUCAUUGUAAGUGAUAUGUUGUUAUACGGUAAAUAUUAUCUCAUUAUGACGUUGGAAUCCUGGUUGUGUGUUAUUGUAUGUUAAUACAACAACGAUUACUUACAUUUACGACAACUACCGGUUGUAUUGUUACCGGAAAGGUAAUAUCUGUUGCGGUGACUUUUUUUUAUCUGAAGCGUCUGAGAAAUUAGCCGAUUAUUUUCACCAGGGUUUUCUUUCAAUGAAUUGAUUUGUGUGUUUAUGCUUCUUUGUAGUGUUUUUGUCUCUCUCUCUCUCUAUUUCGUAUGUUUCAUAUGGAGCUUUCCCGAGUGAUGAAAUACAUAUUUGUAUUUUUAUAUCAUAAUUCAUUGUAACACCAUUUAAAACAUCUACUUUAAAGAGGAAGCAAUAAAUUUAUUAAAAAUAUG
Mizuhopecten yessoensis (Yesso scallop) is the source of this 1475-nucleotide messenger RNA. RefSeq lists its product as uncharacterized. Bases 116 to 793 code for a protein of 225 amino acids. The transcript has 3 exons. The record is from RefSeq and is a predicted model, not a curated record. Lineage: Eukaryota; Metazoa; Mollusca; Bivalvia; Pectinida; Pectinidae.